AUAGGAGAGAGACGGUUCAAACAAAAACGGCAAAAAGUGUGGCAGCUACCUUUUUUCCCCUUUAGCGUGAAGAAGCGACGAAAAAGGGAGUGAGAGAAGAAGAAGAAGAGCAGAAACGACGGAGAAUUCCUGGAUUUCGAUCUUCUUAUUGAUUCUGAUAGUUUCUGUACUUUCCAUGGCGACGGAGCGUCCUUCCUUUGAGCUCGCUAAAGGCAUCAAUGGGCUCGACAAAAUCGUCCUCCGCGAGUCUCGCGGCCGCUCCGCCGAGGUGUACUUGUAUGGCGGUCAUGUGACUUCUUGGAAGAAUGAGAACGGAGAGGAGUUACUUUACCUCAGUAGCAAGGCUAUAUUCAAGCCUCCAAAACCAAUCCGUGGAGGGAUUCCACUAUGCUUUCCACAAUUCAGUAACCUUGGUACACUCGAAUCACAUGGAUUCGCUAGAAACAGGAUAUGGGAAGUUGAUGCUAAUCCACCUCCUUUGCCAUCGAAUUCUUCUUCUAAUGGCUUCGUUGACCUGAUCCUAAGGCCAACUGAAGACGAUCUGAAGACAUGGCCUCACAAUUUUGAGUUCAGGCUGAGGGUAGCUUUGGGAUCUGAAGGAGAAUUGACACUGACAUCUCGUAUCAGGAACACCAACUCUGAUGGAAAGCAAUUUACAUUCACAUUUGCUUACCACACCUAUUUCUCUGUCUCGGACAUCAGUGAAGUACGGGUUGAAGGAUUGGAGACGCUGGAUUAUCUAGACAACUUAAAGAACAGAGAACGUUUUACCGAACAAGGCGAUGCUAUAACUUUUGAAUCUGAAAUUGACAAAAUCUACCUAAGCACUCCUACAAAGAUUGCUAUUCUGGACCACGAGAAAAAGAGGACUUUCGUUGUUCGCAAGGACGGGCUUGCUGAUGCUGUGGUGUGGAAUCCUUGGGAUAAGAAAUCAAAGUCGAUCUCUGACUUGGGAGAUGAAGACUAUAAGCAAAUGCUUUGUGUUGAAGCUGCAGCUAUCGAAAGACCAAUCACAUUGAAGCCCGGAGAAGAAUGGAAAGGAAGACUCGAGCUCUCUGCGGUUCCUUCUAGCUACUCCAGUGGACAGCUUGACCCCAAAAAAGUCCUCCAGUGAAUCUUUCAUACUUCCAAAAAAAUCAUCCUUCUUUCUCCUCUCUCUCUCUUAGUUAAUUGCAGUACUAUGAAGAGAAACGAGUGAAGAAAGGCGUGAAGAUAAGCAUCGGAUUAUACUACAAAAAUAAAUUGAGAUGGAAUAAAAAAAAAAAUGGUACUUCUUAGUUCUCCUUUGUGAUCACAGACCUAACUAUUUGCGGAUCAAGACAAGAAACUAGCACCGGAUUA
Molecule: messenger RNA, 1341 nt
Organism: Eutrema salsugineum
Lineage: Eukaryota; Viridiplantae; Streptophyta; Magnoliopsida; Brassicales; Brassicaceae
Product: putative glucose-6-phosphate 1-epimerase
Exons: 9
Coding region: 176-1114 (312 amino acids)
Biological process (GO): carbohydrate metabolic process
Molecular function (GO): isomerase activity; carbohydrate binding
Source: RefSeq, a predicted model, not a curated record